AUGGUAGACAUCGAGAGCGCAGCUUCUAUCGACAAACACAGAUUCCUGACCGAAGCCUUUCCCGAGUUUGCCAUUGCCACCGCAGUGCUCGUCGUACGGAUCUUUGCACGAACCAAAGCCGUGGGGUUUCGAGGAUGGCAGGGAGACGACUAUUUCGCAGUGUUGUGUAUCCUCUUCUGGAUUAUCCAAGUCGUUUUAGUGAAGCAGAUUCUCAAUAAUGGGGUCAAUAUCGGUAUUUCAGACGAGGCGCGAUACGAACUAAGCCUCAUGCCAGAUGAGUAUGCACGAUUCGUUUUGGGCUCGAAGUGCUAUUUGGCGUCGUGGUUUAUUUAUAUAAGCCUGAUUUGGUCUCUCAAGGCCUGUACAUUGUUUCUUUUCAACCGAAUAACGCUCGGAUUAUGGCAACAAAAACUUGUCAAAUACACCGCAGUAUCGGUUGUCCUGAGUUACGUCGCAAUCGUCUUGUCGCUCUGCCUGCAAUGCCGGCCUAUCCAGGGAAACUGGCAGGUGUAUCCAGAUCCCGGCGACCAAUGUACAAAUAAUCCGCUUAAUUACUACCUCAUCGGAUCCACAAAUAUUCUGACCGAUGCCAUCCUCCUUAUUGUUCCAUUUCCCACCGUCAACAGAGCUAACAUUCCAUCAUCCAAAAAAAUUGGGCUAAGCAUAUUGCUAUCAUCUGGAAUAUUCAUCAUCAUCGCUUCUAUUCUACGGUGGGUUAUUUCGGUUCAGCAGAUCGACAACGUCAGCACUGGAGCCGCAUGGGCUAUUCGUGAAGGCUUCAUUGCAACGAUAAUCGUCAACCUCCCAUCCAUCUACCCUCUCUUUACGCGCUUUAGACGCAACAAUGACGAUCCUCUGAUCUUCAGCCCACCCACCAACCUCGGACGCUCAGAGACCACGUGCAUCGGGAUGCAGCGCGUUGAUUCACAGCCUGACAACCAGGAAGAUUUCAAGCACUUCAUCUUCGGCCUAGGCAGGAGAAGGAGUAACAGUAGCAUUAGUCUUGAUGGGAGGAGGGAUAGCGAUGGGAUUAAGAUCACAACUACGUAUGAGGUUGCGUAA
Messenger RNA from Talaromyces rugulosus, 1062 nucleotides. RefSeq lists its product as uncharacterized. The transcript is spliced from 6 exons. NCBI's taxonomy places the organism in Eukaryota, Fungi, Ascomycota, Eurotiomycetes, Eurotiales, Trichocomaceae. The coding region runs from base 1 to 1062 and encodes 353 amino acids. The record is from RefSeq and is a predicted model, not a curated record.